AAUUAACAACAUUAAUUAUUACCAUUCGUCUCAUUAAUCAACGAAAAUUUUAUACGGUUUUUCAUUCAUUUGUUAAACAAAAUUGUGCAUUUACUAAAUAAAAAAUGGUGAAAUUAAUCCUGGCUAUUUGUCUGUUGUCGGUUUUUGGUGGAGUGCUUUGUGUACAAGCAGAAGACGAGAUUAAUCUGCAGGAGGUUGUUGACAAAUUACCAGAAGAUCUGGUCGGAAAAUUGAACAUUUCAGCACUUCCUUCGACAGAGGAAGCGGAAAAACUGGCCAGAGAAAAAUGCAGAAAGGAAAGUGGAAGCGACGAUGCUUACAAUAAAGCUUUUGCCGCCAAAGAUGAGCUAAAGACUUGUUUUACAUCUUUGCUGAAUAUGGAGGAGCUUAAACAGGAGAUGGAAAAGGCUAAACCGACAGGAGAUUUAGAUUUAGUUUUUAAAAAAUACUGCCAAUUGACACCCGUCCUUAAACAAUGUGUCUUCAAUUUCACAUUAUCGAUAGAACCAUGCCUGGACGAACAGGAAAAGGACCAUAAAAGGACAUUUCAAAACGUAACAGACAGCUUGGCUGAUUUUAUCUGUUUCAAGGAAGGGGAUCGAAUUGCCUUAUUCAUUGCCGAAGGUGGUCCUGAAUGUUUGACAUCCAAACAAGAAGAAAUCAAGAAAUGUGUUAAUACCACAAUGUCAAAAUAUAUUAACUCGGAUGUUUUCAAUUCAGCAUCUUUGAUAGAUAAUUUGCCUAAAUUGACUCUUGAUGCCGAGCAAUGCCAAGAUAUUGAUAAUCUCCAAAAUUGUGUGGUGACUGAAUUGGAGAAAUGUGAGGAGCCAACUCCGGCUAAUAUUGUGGAGUCUUUGUUCAAAUUCAUUCGUAACCAGACUCCUUGUGCUACUGUACCGCAAUCUGCACAUUCUACAGAUCUGCAAACGACAGCCGGUGCUUCCCAACAGAUGACUUUCACCAUAAUCACGACAAUUGUCCUGGGUGUUUCUUCAUAUUUGAUUUGAGACAUCGAUUUUGGAUAGAUGUUGUUUAAAUGAUGCUUAAAAUAUGAACAAGUCUUCGAUAAUUAUAAGGUAAGCCAUAACUGAACAAAAACAUUGUCAGAAAGGAAAAGUAAUUGUUGGGUGUAAAAGGUAUUAUAAAUAGGUAAUUCUAUGCAUAUCAUUUUAAAGCAUUAAUGGACUAUAUUUUUUUAUAAUUGUAGACAAGGGUAA
This is a messenger RNA of Ctenocephalides felis (cat flea), 1217 nucleotides long. RefSeq names its product 27 kDa hemolymph glycoprotein-like. The record is from RefSeq and is a predicted model, not a curated record. The coding region runs from base 105 to 1007 and encodes 300 amino acids. The transcript is spliced from 7 exons. Lineage: Eukaryota; Metazoa; Arthropoda; Insecta; Siphonaptera; Pulicidae.